AUGGUCGGACCAGAGACGCCAGGGGAGACUCAGACACCACCGCCCGCGGAGGGUGCCAAGGCUGGCCCGGCUCUCCAUGGGGGGAUGGAGAGGAAGAGCUCGGGGUGCUGUGAGGCCCCAGAGAAGCGGGGCCUGUCCUUCUCCAUCGAGGAGAUCUUAAAGAGGCCGGCUCAGAGGAGUGGUGCAGCCAGGCCAGAAGGGGCAGGCGGACAGGGCACCGGGCAAGCAGCAGCUGUAGACUCUGGGCCGGAGAGACCCCCGCACGACCAGCCCCCGGAGGAGAGGAAGGGCAAGCGGAGGAUCCGAACCACCUUCACCACAGAGCAGCUGCAUGAGCUGGAGAAGAUCUUCCACUUUACCCACUACCCUGAUGCCUAUGUCCGCAACCAGCUGGCAGCCAGGAUCAACCUCCCAGAAGCUCGGGUACAGAUCUGGUUCCAGAAUCAGCGAGCCAAAUGGCGGAAGCAGAAAACCAGCAGCCUUGGGGCUUCGCCGCAGCCGAGCGAGGCCGACUUGGCCCCGCCCACAAACCCAGACGUGGUCGGCCCCAUGCUGCUGCCCCCUGCACGGCCCAGGCUGGCUCCUCCCACAGGUUGCUAUUUACCGGCUCAAGGUCAGCUGGCCUCUGCCUGGCUCCCCACCCAGAUCGCCCUCCUGCCAUGCCACCCGUGGGAGACACAGCCUCUCCCAGGCCCUCUCAUCAUCCAGCAGACCUGCAUCCCUGCACUUUGCUUUUUUGCACCUCCGCACCCCAAAUGGGGCAACAUCUGUGCCACUUCCACACAGGGACCAGACAUCCUCUCCUUAGUGGAGCUGCUCUCUUCUCCAGGCGACAGACACUGA
Molecule: messenger RNA, 843 nt
Organism: Delphinapterus leucas (beluga whale)
Lineage: Eukaryota; Metazoa; Chordata; Mammalia; Artiodactyla; Monodontidae
Gene: ISX
Product: intestine specific homeobox
Biological process (GO): regulation of transcription by RNA polymerase II
Molecular function (GO): DNA-binding transcription factor activity, RNA polymerase II-specific; RNA polymerase II transcription regulatory region sequence-specific DNA binding
Source: RefSeq, a predicted model, not a curated record